Messenger RNA from [Torrubiella] hemipterigena, 1273 nucleotides. Lineage: Eukaryota; Fungi; Ascomycota; Sordariomycetes; Hypocreales; Clavicipitaceae. The record is from the annotation of a GenBank genome assembly.
AUGCGCUUGUCGGUCUUGCUAGCCAUUCUGCCGGCGGCAUUUGCGGCGCCCUCGGUGCGUGCCGAGCCAGCAUCCAUCAAGCGUCGUGAAAAUGGAAUCCCCGGCAAAUACAUCGUCCGUCUGCGAGACGAGGUCACCAUGGCAUCCGUUCAAAGUGCCCGAGCGAUUCUCAAGACAGAGCCGGAGCGUACAUACAAGAAUGUAUUCCAUGGCUUUGCUGGAGAAAUGGAUGAGGAGGAGCUCGAAGCGCUAAGCAACCACCCCGACGUCCUCUAUAUUGAGCAGGAUGGCAUCUCCAGGAUCGCUGGCUGGUUCGACCCCGACCCAGAAGAGACUCAGACCCCCAACACCCUAAAUCCUCUUAUUAUCCGCAAUACAAACAGCAAAUACGUCACUCAGACCGGAACCACCUGGGGAAUUGCUCGAAUUUCUCGCCGCGCCAAGGGCAACAAAGACUACAACUACACCUACGACGAUUCUGGCGGCGAGGGCGUCUGUAACUAUGUUAUUGACACCGGUAUCGAUGAUACACACAAGGACUUUGAAGGCCGCGCAAAGCAGGUCAAGACGUGGAUCAAGGGCGAAGAAAAUAAGGAUUUCCACGGGCACGGAACACACGUCGCUGGAACUAUUGGUAGCCUUACCUUUGGCGUGGCCAAGAAGUCGCUCCUACUUGGCUUAAAGGGCCUGGAUAGACAGGGCCGUGGACCAGACUCUGGUAUUAUCGAGUCUAUUGAUUGGAUCCCAGGCGAUGUGAAGGAGCGUGGAUGUGCUAACGGUGUUACUGUCAACCUGAGUUUGACUGCCGAUACCGUCCUGCAGUCCAUGAAUGAUGCCUGUGCAAAGCUAGUCAAGCAAGGCAUGCACGUCGCAGCCGCUGCUGGCAACAUGGGCCGCGAUGCUUCACAGGACUCUCCUGCUUCUGAACCCUUGGUCUGCACUGUCGCUGGUUCCGCUGAAGGUGAUGGCCGCUUUGGCGUCUCCAACCACGGCAAGUUGGUUGAUAUUAACGCACCCGCUAUGCAGGUCGUAUCUACCAUGCCUGGUGGUGGCAAUGACAAAAUGAGUGGUACUUCCAUGGCGUCUCCCCAUGUUGCUGGUCUCGCUGCGUACCUCAUGGUUCUUGAAAAAGUCAAUGGAGGAAAGGCCUGCGAUCGCAUCGUCGAGUUGGCUACCAAGGACGCUUUGGAGAAGCUGCCUGCUGGAACACCCAAUCUGCUCGCCUUUAACGGAAAUCCGUCUGGAUAGAAGUCUUGUAGCGCUUGAAAUAAUA